UCUCGUAGCGUCUCGUAGCGUCUCGUAGCGUCGCGACGCGACGUUCUCGAAGUACGCGCAGCGCACAUACCCGCCGCGCGCUGACGCACGCACGCGCGAAUAGUCGGCCGUCGGUCCCGGUCGGGAAAGCGAGAGAUAACGUGCGAUAGCCGUUCCCAGCGAAAUCGCGAGGACGGUCGUGGAAGAGACGGGAGACUCAUCGAAGUGUCUUUGUUCGCCGCAUUGUCUUGUCUCCGCGUUGUCUCUUUCUCUCUUCCUCUCCGCGCUCCUUGCCGCCUUCCCACGCGCUCGUGCAAAGUUCAUCCCCGCCGGUCGCUUACGUACUCGUGCCAAACCGCGCGUCGACGGGGGUGACGAUAAGAGGCUCCGCGAUAAGAGAUCGCGUUUGUCGUAUUCUCGCGAGCGUCGCCCACGCGCGAUUUACAGAAUCUCAGUGUCGUCUCCCGUGACUCGCGCGUGUUAGUAAGCAGACAGCUCCUGUUCAAUCACUUUGACAGUUCGACGAGAUGUCCGGCUAUCCGACCGAGGUCGAUCCGUUCAGCGAGACGUCGCUGGAGAUGCCUAUGGAACAAGAAUCCUACGAAGGUGAUGAUGAAGCGACAUUAGAAGAAAGUCCAAAGAACGACGUGGAAACUAAUGCUGUGAUCGAGACAGCUUACGCAGAACCUUUGAUCCCAGAAGAAAUACGAUGGUUUUACAAAGACGGUGUUGACAAAAGAUGGAAAGAAUUUUGCGGAUACGAUAGCAUAAAAAUCGAGAAAAUUUAUCAGGAACGUCAUAGCUUAAUUAGCCAAAGUAACGAUGGCACGAACGGUUUGCCACCUGCUGAGAAAAUUGUAGUUAGAGGUGGCAUGUACGAUGUCGAAAUUGAUAAUAUGAAAUGCGUUUCGAUAUAUUGGCCAGGUGAGGAAUGGGAAAUUAUGAGGGGUACAUGGUAUUACGAUGGCAGCUGGAUCCCAUUGGAAACGGAACAUUCCAAAGUAAUAGAGGAAGUGCAUCUUAAAUUAUUCCAAAAGGAAAGCAACAAUCAAAGUAUCACUCCAUGCGAAACAAAUGCUCCUCAGUCUUGUAAAGUGUUACAUACCGAACAAUUUCCCGAAUUUCACGUCGACUGGCAUUCGAUUAAUGACGUAACAUUAUACAGCGAAUAUACGCCUACUAAACUGAUGCGUAGCGUUACAUCAAAAUUAGGUUUUGCCAAAACAACAGGUUAUCGCUUGAAAAGGGGUUACAAAACGCGUGCAAGUACGGAAGAUAAGCCGCGCGAUAUCGAUCAUCUAGUGUUUGUUGUUCACGGAAUAGGACAAAAGCGUGACACAGAGAAAAUCAUACGUAACACCACAUGUUUCAGGGAUUGCGUGGAUUGGCUCAAGCAAAAAUAUUUUCCGAAUUCUAAACAUAGAGUAGAAUUCUUUGCAGUCGAAUGGCGAUCAUCAUUAAAGUUAGACGGAGAUAUAGUAGAUGCAAUUACGCCUUAUAGUGUAUUAAGCAUACGUCAUUUGUUAAACACGUCAGCAAUGGAUAUUUUGUAUUAUACAAGUCCUCUGUAUGGCGCUGAAGUGCGUGCUGGCUUACAAAGACUGAAUAGAUUGUACUUCAUGUUCGCGAGUCGGCAUCCCGGCUGGCAAGGGAAAGUCUCAAUCUUGGCGCAUUCUUUGGGAUGUGUCAUUGUAUACGAUAUAGUUACAGGUUGGAUGGGACCUGACACGCGGCUCUCAUGCCCCCAGGCACAAGAAGUUUUAUUACAAGGAUUGCAAUUUCCUAUAGAGAAUUUGUUUUGCUUGGGUUCGCCACUGUCCGUAUUCCUGGCGCUGCGCACACGUACUCCAUCCAAUACGCUAGAUGUAAUGCCGCAGGGUUUGUGUAAGAGAUUUUACAACAUAUUCCACUGGUCGGAUCCAGUGGCUUAUAGAAUGGAACCACUUUUGGAGAGAGGUUACAGUAAAAUCGAGCCAGUUCUGAUACCGCCAUACGGAGGAGUCGAUGGUCAGCAAAUGCCACAAUCGCCUUCAUCGCUGAACAAUGUCGAUCCGACUUUACCGCCUACAGUGGAAAGUGAUGAAAAAGAUGACAGUCCGGUAGAUAGUCCACCCAAUCGUAAUUCAGAGAAGGGCUGGAGUCUUUGGGACUUAGUGCGGGGUGGUUGGAACGUUAGAGAAGGUCCGUCUUCGCCGACUCCAGACUCAAAUCCACCAAUCCGUCCAGGCCAAGAAUUAGCGCAACGAUUGGAUUACGUGCUACGUGCAGUUGGUUUAGGAAGGAAUUAUUUAUAUACUGUAAUAGCGCAUACAGGAUAUUGGAAUAACUACGAUGUGGCCUAUUUCGUAUUAACGAGACUCAUCCCGACGUUAGAAACAUGAUGGCGGUUUAAACAGUUUAGCGCGGAAUCUCAAUGGUUUCUGCUAAAAUGCUCUAGUCCAUUGUAGGCCUUUUUUAGAACGUGAUAUCGCAUAUAGGCCUACCACCAAAACAAUCUGUGAUAACGGAAAAACGAUACAAUAAUGUUGCAAAUUCUAUGAAAAUUGAUCAUUUUAUAUUGUUCGUAUUAUUUGGUAAUCGUUUCACAUCGAGUUACACGAACGUGUUGUCUUUGCUCGUUUUGAAAAGUAACUUGUUUAUACCAAACAUGUUAGGUAAUCGAUAUUUGUACAUAGCAUAAUAAACUGUAUUAUAGGAACGCGCAGGAAAGGAAAUUAUAAGUUUCAUGAGAAUUAUGUUACUAUCUGAUAAAUGUAGUUUAUAAAUAUGCGAACUAUUUAUUAAGUACGAUACUUUGUAAACUCUCUAUGGCUUGUUACGACUCGGCAGUUGUUUUCGAAUAGUUUAUCGGCAACUGAUGUAUUCCGUUGAUUGCCUUUGUUGUAUAUAAAUAAUAUAUAUAACAUUUUAAAAUUGGCACUAGAUGUGCUAAAUAUGUUAUUGAUCUUACGAUGGAGUAAAGUAAGGUAAUGUGAUGCUUACGAAUUUUUCUUACAUAGAUAUUCGUCGUUAAUCGAUUAACAAGUACACAUUCGGAAGUAUUCGUAUAACUCAAGUAUUCGAAUAAUGCAGAAACAUGAGACACCAUACAUUAUAAUAUUUUAAAUAAUAUAUAAUUUAUUAAGAUACGCUUUACUUAUAAAUAUUGGGGCAAUGUUAUAUCUCUCUUUGUACCUUAUCUUUAAUUUAAUAACAAUUUUUUUGUUACGUAGAUUUUCACAUUGUUUUAAAAAGCUUACUCAAGCACAAAGUAUUAAAUUAAAUGUAAAUGAAUGGAAUUGUAAAUCUCCAAACAUGAUUCCAGAUCGUAAAUUCUCUGUAACAAACUUUUUAAAAAUAAAAUUUCUAUUCUGUAGUA
Molecule: messenger RNA, 3337 nt
Organism: Pogonomyrmex barbatus (red harvester ant)
Lineage: Eukaryota; Metazoa; Arthropoda; Insecta; Hymenoptera; Formicidae
Product: phospholipase DDHD1
Cellular component (GO): cytoplasm
Molecular function (GO): metal ion binding; glycerophospholipase activity
Source: RefSeq, a predicted model, not a curated record